GCAGCCUAGCCUAGCUGAUACCAUGAAUGAAGCCUGUGAAAACUCAAGCAAAUGACUCAGCUGAGCCAUAUCCAGACUUCUGAUCCAUUGAAACUUUCUCUAUCAAGAUCAGUGCACAUCAUUGAAAAGAAAAUUUUGAAGACAUGUUUUGCUGAAAAGACAACUGAGAAACAUCUUACGAAUGGGAUGAACACGCACCAGUUAAUUGACUACCUACUACAAUUUGAAUGUUAACAUUACCUGCCUGGUACAGUUACCUAGUGAUGUACCUAUUCUCACAAUACCCUACUUCAGUGUGCUUGUCUUGAUUAAAGAAUUCAAAGUGGAGUACCGCAAACUUGAUAUGGAUAAUAAAAAGAAAGACAAGGACAAAUCAGAUGAUAGAAUGGCACGACCUAGUGGUCGGUCGGGACACAACACUCGAGGACCUGGGUCUUCCUCCUCUGGAGUUUUAAUGGUUGGACCUAACUUUAGAGUUGGAAAAAAAAUUGGAUGUGGCAAUUUUGGAGAAUUACGAUUAGGGAAAAAUUUAUAUACAAAUGAAUAUGUGGCAAUUAAACUGGAACCCAUGAAAUCCAGAGCACCACAGCUACAUUUGGAAUAUAGAUUCUACAAGCAGUUAGGAUCUGGAGAUGGUAUACCUCAAGUUUACUAUUUUGGCCCUUGUGGUAAAUACAACGCUAUGGUGCUGGAACUGCUGGGACCUAGUUUGGAAGAUUUGUUUGAUUUGUGUGAUAGAACAUUUUCUCUUAAAACAGUUCUCAUGAUAGCUAUCCAACUGAUUUCUCGUAUGGAAUAUGUUCAUUCAAAGAACUUGAUAUACAGAGAUGUAAAACCUGAGAACUUCUUAAUAGGACGACCAGGAAAUAAAACCCAGCAAGUUAUUCAUAUUAUAGAUUUUGGUUUGGCGAAGGAAUAUAUUGAUCCAGAGACAAAGAAACACAUACCAUACAGAGAGCACAAAAGCCUUACAGGAACAGCUAGAUAUAUGAGCAUAAAUACACAUUUAGGAAAAGAACAAAGUAGAAGAGAUGACUUAGAAGCUUUAGGUCAUAUGUUCAUGUAUUUUCUUAGAGGCAGUCUUCCUUGGCAAGGUUUAAAGGCUGACACAUUAAAAGAGAGGUAUCAGAAAAUUGGAGAUACAAAACGAGCCACACCCAUAGAAGUGUUAUGUGAAAAUUUUCCAGAAGAAAUGGCAACAUAUCUUCGUUAUGUAAGAAGGCUAGAUUUUUUUGAAAAACCAGACUAUGACUACCUAAGAAAGCUUUUUACUGACUUGUUUGAUCGAAAGGGAUAUCUGUUUGAUUAUGAAUAUGACUGGAUGGGUAAACAGUUGCCUACUCCAGUGGGGGCAGUUCAGCAAGAUCCUGCUCUAUCAUCAAACAGAGAAGCACAUCAACACAGAGAUAAGAUGCAACAAUCCAAAAACCAGUCGGCAGACCACAGGGCAGCUUGGGACUCCCAGCAGGCAAAUCCCCACCAUUUGAGAGCUCACCUUGCAGCAGACAGACAUGGUGGCUCGGUACAGGUUGUAAGUUCUACAAAUGGAGAGUUAAACACAGAUGACCCUACUGCAGGACGUUCAAAUGCACCCAUCACAGCCCCUACGGAAGUAGAAGUGAUGGAUGAAACCAACUGCCAGAAAGUGUUGAACAUGUGGUGCUGCUGUUUUUUCAAACGAAGGAAAAGGAAAACCAUACAGCGCCACAAGUGACUCUGGAGACAGGCAGAUCAUGGGGAGUUACUUGCGUGUUCAUCUUCUGUCUUGUGAUGAAAAUCAUCUCUGUAGUGACCACAUAUGUUUUCAAGGACUCACUCUUAGAAACAAAAAUGUCAUACUUUCAUACUUCAUUGUGUGGUUGUCUUACAUUCACAUUUUUUUUCUAAUUUAACUAUUAUGGAAGCUUUAACGUUUUGUCAAAACAUGAGUGCUUUGCCCAUCAGUGAAUGGAAUGGACCAAUGAGGUAGGACUGGUUAAAACAGUCCUAGAGAACAUUUUCAGAAGCUCUCCUCCUGCCACGGAAAGCAGUACAGUAUCUUAAAUGUCAACCAGUUAUAUACCUGAUCUGGUCUUUUAUAACUCCUGUAAGAGCAUAAUCAAACAGGAAUUUUCUCCCCAGUGGUAACACAACAAAGGAAACAGAGUUGCCCAAAUAUUUGAAGAAGGUAAUUCUUGAGAAGUUCAUUUUUGGUGUGACAUCUGCAUUGAUAUCAGUAUUACUGAUGGUACUGCUAUUUGUGAGUCAUACUAAAAUUCUCUCUGAAAUCAUGGUACAGUCACUGCCCAGAGGUACUGAGGAAAAAGCUCUAUGUGUUUGGCAGAUGGUAGUGGUAAAAUGAAUAACAAGUAAUGUGGUAAUUAUGAGUUCUGCUUUUU
This is a messenger RNA of Myotis brandtii (Brandt's bat), 2378 nucleotides long. RefSeq names its product casein kinase 1, gamma 3 (gene CSNK1G3). Gene Ontology annotation, biological process: positive regulation of canonical Wnt signaling pathway; peptidyl-serine phosphorylation; endocytosis. The coding region runs from base 344 to 1714 and encodes 456 amino acids. The transcript has 14 exons. The record is from RefSeq and is a predicted model, not a curated record. Gene Ontology annotation, cellular component: nucleus; plasma membrane; cytoplasm. Gene Ontology annotation, molecular function: protein serine/threonine kinase activity; ATP binding. Lineage: Eukaryota; Metazoa; Chordata; Mammalia; Chiroptera; Vespertilionidae.